CUUUCCCACCCACCCCCCCAAAAAAAACAACCAAACCAACCCCUCCAAGCCUAAACCCUGCGGCCCCCGGGGAGCUCCAUGGUGCGGGAAGGCAGCAUGGCCCGAACCCCUUACAGCUCCACGCAGGACAUCCAGAUGGACGUCUUGGAUAACGCCACCCUGCAGAGCAAAUACAGCAAACGCAAGAGCCGCUUCAAGCGCUCGGACGGCAGCACCUCCUCCGACACCACCUCCAACAGCUUCGUCCGGCAGGGCUCUGCCGAGUCCUACACCAGCCGCCCCUCGGACUCGGAUGUGUCGCUGGAGGAGGAUCGGGAAGCGCUGCGCAAAGAGGCCGAGCGCCAGGCCAUGGCCCAGCUGGAGAAAGCCAAGACGAAGCCGGUGGCGUUUGCUGUGAGGACAAACGUUGGGUACAACCCAUCGGCCAGCGACGACGUCCCGGUGCAGGGCAUGGCCAUCUGCUUCGAGCCCAAGGACUUCCUGCACAUCAAGGAGAAGUACAACAAUGACUGGUGGAUCGGGCGGCUGGUGAAGGAGGGCUGUGAGGUGGGCUUCAUCCCCAGCCCCGUCAAGCUGGAGAACAUGCGGAUGCUGCAGGAGCAGAAGAUGAGGCAGAACCGCCUGAGCUCGAGCAAAUCGGGGGACAACUCCAGCUCCAGCCUGGGUGACGUGGUGACAGGGACCCGCCGGCCCACCCCCCCGGCCAGCGCGAAGCAGAAGCAGAAAUCGGCUGAGCACGUGCCCCCGUACGACGUGGUCCCCUCCAUGAGGCCCAUCAUCCUGGUGGGGCCCUCGCUGAAGGGCUAUGAGGUCACAGACAUGAUGCAGAAAGCCCUCUUCGACUUCUUGAAGCAUCGCUUUGAUGGCAGGAUCUCCAUCACGCGGGUGACAGCUGACAUCUCCCUGGCCAAGCGCUCGGUGCUCAACAACCCCAGCAAACACACCAUCAUCGAGCGCUCCAGCACGCGCUCCAGCCUGGCUGAGGUCCAGAGUGAGACCGAGCGCAUCUUCGAGCUGGCCCGGACGCUGCAGCUGGUGGCCUUGGACGCUGACACCAUCAACCACCCGGCCCAGCUGGCCAAGACCUCCCUGGCCCCCAUCAUCGUCUACAUCAAAAUCACCUCCCCCAAGGUGCUGCAGCGGCUGGUGAAGUCCCGGGGCAAGUCCCAGGCCAAGCACCUCAACGUGCAGAUGGUGGCGUCGGACAAGCUGGCGCAGUGUCAGCCCGAGAUGUUUGACAUCGUGCUGGACGAGAACCAGCUGGAGGAGGCCUGUGAGCACCUGGCCGAGUACCUGGAGGCCUACUGGAAGGCCACGCACCCCCCCAGCAGCACCCCCCCCAACCCGCUGCUCAACCGCACCAUGGCCACGGCCGCGCUGGCCGCCAGCCCCGAGCCCGUCUCCAACCUCCAGGGUCACUUCGUGCCGGGGGAGCUGCCGCGCCAGGGGGAGCACGGACCCCCCCGGCAGGGCCCAGCUGAGCUGGGGGGUCACGGGCAGGGCCGCCUCCCCCCCCCCGCAGCCCACCCGCCCGGCCCCCGCAGCCUCUCCCGCCAGGACACCUUCGACUCCGAGACCCCCGGCAGCCGGGACUCGGCCGGCACGGAGCCCGGGGAUUCCUGCUGCAUGGACAUCGAGAUGGAUCCCGGCGAGGAGGAGCCCCCCGGCGCCAGCCCCCCCGACCCCCAGCGCCCCCAGGCCUGGGCUGAGGGCGGGAGCCGGGGGCUGCGGGGGGGGCACAAGGGCCAAGGUCGUUACUGCCCCGACCCCCCCGAGCCCCUCGACCAGAGUGACAUGGAGACCUGGGGCCAGGACGUUUACAUCCGUUAGGGUGAGGGGGGAGCAGGCAGAGGGGGGGUGGGGGGCUGGGGAUUCUGCCCCCCCACCCCAGCACCGACUUUGAGGUGGGGGAGAGCCCCCCUAGUUGCCUUUGUGCCCCCUCCAGAGCCCAGCCAGCCGUGCCAUGGGGAGCCCCUCCUUUGCCCCUGGGGUCUCCCCCUGCCCCAUUCCUUGGUGUGUGUAGGGGUCUCUCUGCCCCCCCCACCACUGCAGCCCCCCCAGCAUCUCACGGUGCCUCAGGCCCUCCCCGCCCCACAGGGAGGGCAAGUGACCAAAGGGGACCCCAGGGGCUCUGCCCACGGCCAACGUGUCCCCCUCCCCUACCCUGGGCAUAGGGUGGGGGGCUGCGCUUCCCCCUCCUGAUGCCCCCGCUUCUCCAUGGUGCUGUUUGCCACCCCAAGGGACCCCUGAGCUGGUGGUGGCAGUGGGGGGGGGUCCCUGCCUGCUCUCCCCCCCCCAUCCCCAGCCAGUGCCUGCAGUCUGGCUCUGCACGACCCCCCCAGCAGGGCUGCAAUCCACAGCCCACCCCCCCCCUGCAGCUGCGGGGGGCUUGUGCAUGCGUGUGCAGUGUGUACAAGGCUUUGGGGGGCUCCAGCAGUGGAGGGGUCCCCACUGCCCGAGGCUGUGCCCCCCCCGGGGUGCUGCCUGCCUGGGAUUGGGCAGUUUGCAUGUGUUUGCUCUGCCUGAUUUGGGGGGGCCGGGGAAGAAGCAAAUCUGGGCCAGUUUGGGGGCAUCUAACAUGUGCUAACAACUGCCCAGUCCUGGCCUGCCAGGGACCACUGGGUCCCUCUGCCCUGGGGGGCCCUGUGUGGGCCCCCACCUUUCCCUGGGACCACCGGGCGGUGCCAGGUGCCUGCACCCCCCAACCCCCCUGCCCCCCCCCCCCGCCAUACCUGUCUGCUCUCCCCCCAUCCAGCUGUGUCUGUCUGUCUGUCUGUCUGUGAGCCUGUCUGUCCAUCCCCCCUGCCUGCAGGGCUGCCCUCCUCCCCCACCCCCCCAGGGCUCUCCUUCUGUGCCCACCCCAGGGCAUCCCCCAUCCCCCCACCUCUGUGGGGGAGAUCACAACAGGGUGGGGUGGGGACACCCCACAUCCAGCCCCCACCGUGGGGCUGGGUUUGCCCUUACGGGGCAGCCCCUUGCCCCCUCUCCCGGGGUGAUGCUGAGGGUCCCUGGGGUUGUUGCCUUACCCAGACCACCAGCCCAGGCCAGGGGGCUCAGGAGCACCCAGCUGCUGCCAAGCUGCCUCUGCCCAUUGCGUGCCUCAGUUUCCCCCCCUUUGUUUUUUUUUGGGGGGAGGAGGGAACUCGGUGUCACUGCCUGCCAAGUGCUUUGAGACCCCCCUGCCCUAGCACUUGCCCCUGUGGCAGCUGGGGUCCAGGCAGUGGGCCCUCCCCCCCCCCGGCGGGCAGAGGGAUGUCCUGUAUUUAUGUCACAACCACAAACUUUUAUUUAACAGACCCGACAAAGUGUAUUUUAUUUAUUUAUUCUCGUUGGUGUGUGGGGGGACUCGCCCCGCUCGCUUGGUUCUUUGUAAUAAACAUUUCGGUGA
This is a messenger RNA of Apus apus (common swift), 3388 nucleotides long. RefSeq names its product calcium voltage-gated channel auxiliary subunit beta 1 (gene CACNB1). Gene Ontology annotation, cellular component: voltage-gated calcium channel complex. Gene Ontology annotation, biological process: regulation of voltage-gated calcium channel activity; chemical synaptic transmission; calcium ion transmembrane transport. Gene Ontology annotation, molecular function: protein binding; high voltage-gated calcium channel activity. The record is from RefSeq and is a predicted model, not a curated record. Lineage: Eukaryota; Metazoa; Chordata; Aves; Apodiformes; Apodidae.